This is a messenger RNA of Diabrotica virgifera virgifera (western corn rootworm), 5399 nucleotides long. RefSeq names its product tensin (gene by). Bases 549 to 4838 code for a protein of 1429 amino acids. The transcript has 23 exons. Gene Ontology annotation, molecular function: protein binding. The record is from RefSeq and is a predicted model, not a curated record. NCBI's taxonomy places the organism in Eukaryota, Metazoa, Arthropoda, Insecta, Coleoptera, Chrysomelidae.
AAGAUGGCAGCGGCAGUCUCUCACAAGGCCCCAGUCAUGCUUUUCGAUGUAAGACGUUCAAGAAGCCCCGGCCGUGCCACCUUUGCCACCAGCCCAUCCUUAACGAGGGGUCAUGCUGUAGAGUAUGCAAAUACGUUUGCCACAAGGUUUGCGAAAGCAAGGAGGCAGCAUUGCGUUACACGGACACCAGUUGGCACAUCUUCAACCAAAGUCGCAGAAAAUCCUCCGGCUCGAAAAAAUCCAUUACUUACGAAAAAUCCGAAAGUCUCGAUGAUAAUGCUCCAUUACUUCCGAACGGCUCCCUGCAAACCCCCACGACCGAAACCCCCCGAACGCAGGAACAGCCACCGAGUAGCGAAAAACCGAAAGAAAGAGAACCUGCGGAAGAUGCGGACUCUUCCUCGAGUAGUAUCGUGUACGAAAAAAUCGGGAAAAUACGCGACGGCGAUGUCCCGGACUCGAAACAAGUGAAAAUUCAAACUGUGGAGGUCGCUUACGAACCGGUGAAAAGCCAAGCUGAGAUUGUUUUGCAUGCGCACGACGAAUCGAUGAAAAAUGGCCAUGAGGUGAAUAAGAUGCUCCGUUCCACCUCCUACAAUGGCUUCGGAGAAGCGCUUACCAGUCAACCGAGGCCUUCUCGUGGAGGCAAUGCGAACCCCUCCAACACAAUGGACCUGAGUUAUGUCACCGAGAGAAUCAUUUCUAUGUGGUUUCCAUCCUCUGCAACACCACAUUCUUAUAGACAAGGCCAACAGCAAGCGUCUCAUAUGCUUAGAAACAAACAUGGUGAUAAUUAUAUGGUGUUUAAUCUCUCCCAACCCAAACGUGCCCUUAGAAACGAACAUAAGCACGUCAAAGAAGUAGGAUGGAUGCCCAAUUUAGCGCCACCUCUGGAGAGGUUAUGUAGCAUUUGUAAAGAAAUUGAGUCAUGGUUGUCAGGUGACCAACAUCGAAUAGCAGUUUUGCAUGCCAGGGGAAACAAGGAUAAACUAGGCGUGAUAGUGUCAUCGUACAUGCAUUACUCCAGCAUAUGUGGCAGCGCCGAACAAGCCUUAGAUAGAUUUUCAAUGCGAAAAUUUUUAGAAGAUAAUGUUGGACCUCUAAUUUUACCUUCCAAUAAAAGAUAUGUUGACUACUUUGCCGGACUACUUUCCCACCACAUCAAAGUAAAUGCGGCACCGAUGUACCUAACACACGUCACAGUGUUAGGUGCUCCAUCGUUCUAUCAAGGUGGAUGUAGGGCUUUCUUAAAAUUGUAUGAGGGGCACACUCCUGUUUAUACCUCUGGCAUUUAUUCUAUAUCAAGUGGCAUCAGCCAAUUCACAGUAAACGUAACGGGAGACGGAAGAAAAGGCUUACAACUUAGAGGGGAUAUUCUCAUCAAAUGUUACCACCGAGGAGAAGUAGGAAGGGAAACUAUUUUUGCUUGCCAGUUCCAUACGUGCGCUGUUUCAGAUCACACCUUGAGUUUUACCAGACAAGAGUUAGAUUUUGCUUGCAACGAUCCUAGGUUUCCCUUGGACGGCGCUGUUGAGCUUCAUUUUUCACCAGGUCCAGAAGGCCGACAUCCAGUACCGGCUCCAACGCCUGCUGUACCUUUUAUACAUAGCGACGAUCCUAUAACGAGAGCAGAUAGUCCACUGUUGGAGGAUUAUGAGGACUCGGAAGAGUAUGAUGAAGAAGACGUAAAUCAUACCUUCGGACCUUUAGACGGAAGCAUCUACGCUACUAUCGCAAAAAAGCCGGAAUUGUCACCGGGAGCUGUUUCUAGUCCAUUGACGGUGUCGAUGGACAGUGGCAUAUCAUCAGCAGGACACCAUCCGCCGAACGCCAACACCACCACCUCCUCGGGCAGUCCACCUCUCACGGCUCAACCGUCCCCUCUCACUCCGGAAGAUCAACACCGCGAACUUGACGAACUGCUCAGCGAUAUGAUGCUCACCGUUCAGUCGAUUCCGGACUUGAAACCGUCGCCGACCUCAUCUAUUAACGUGAGAGAAGAAGAUAACUUCCGAUUUAUAGACGACGAAGACGAGAGGGGUAUUCCGUACCACGCUAGGCAGACCAGUCAACCCUUCAGCUACGGGAUAAACGCCAACAUGAUCAGCGAGUCCAAGCGGCUUGCCAGCCCUUCCCUUGUGCGAAAAGCCAGUGGCAAAGGUUCGAUCAGCAACGAUGGGAUCUACACAAUGGGCAGUGACAGCACUUACAAAAGUUCUCCCAGUAGUGACGGCACAUACAAGAGCUCUAUCAGUAGCGAUGGUACGCUGAGGAAAGUGCAGGCACAGGUGUACCCGGAAUUCGGAACUAAAGUUAACAGUUAUUCGAACAGAAAUCAUUUAGAUGAUAUAUACAAUACAAGUCAAUCGCUUCAACCAAUAAAAAGGGACUUCAGAGAAGAAUAUUACAGAGAAGAUGUAAGAAGGUACGAUCCUUUAAAGAGAAGCCUCACCGAAGGCACAAUAAGAAGAAGUCCAGAGAAAAUCUAUAAGCAGUCACAGUCAUUAGUAAACAGCCCAUAUUCGGAUUCAGAGAGCCUGUCACCUCCAGGUGCUUUUAGAAACAACACAAAGUCGCCAGAAUUUCACGAAACGUACGCUACCAGUUCCAAUUUAACAUGGCUUCAACGCCAACAACAAAAAUUAAAAGAACGGAGAGAACUUAUUCUGAGAGAAGAGCGCCAGCCACAUGAAACCAGGCUUAUGUCUGAACUUCGCUCGAUACAGUCCAGGCAUAUGCGUCCUACUGCAAGUCAUCGUCUUGACGGCUAUACCAGUGACACCACAGCCUUCGCUGACGAUGACGAAGAUUACACUAUUCCUCUACACAUCAAUACCAUGCACAAAAAUGGAACCUCCACUCCCGGAUCUACCAGUACUUACAGUACUCUGAAGUCUACUUAUAGCAACAGUGUUAAAAAUGAAAGGCCUUUCGUCAGCGUCAAAAGGGCUCACGAACGAUAUGCACAAAAUGGUAACCAGACCCCAGCACAAAUUUUAGCUGCAAACCCUUUAGGGCACGUAGUCCGUCCUCCUUCCAGAAGCACUGACCAAGUAGAUAGUGGACUUUUAUCGUUAGCGGAAAAACAGCAAUACAAAAACUACAGUAAACAACAACAAACGGUGGGUAUUGAAAGUGAGACGGACAGUUCACCGACUGCAGAGGAAAGGCUACCCAGACCACCCACGGAUGGAAAGCCGUCUGGUGAUCAUAGAUCUUCUAUCGACAGAGAGCAACCUGUUGGUCAACGGCAGCUUGUUGAUCGAGUUGAUCAUAGAUCACCUAUUGACAGAGAUCAACCUCAACAGCUUGUUGAUCGAGGGGAACGCUCUGAAGAUAGGUCAGACGGCAGACCUCCUGUGGAUGGUGCUAGGCUAGAGGCGCUGAAUGACCUGAUCGCUAACCUAUCGAGUGGGUCUGAUAAAUCUAACGAGAGUCCUAACAAUGUUGCACCAGCAUGGCAGUACCAACGUGAAGAAUCAAUUCAGUCUUGGCGAUCACAGACAGGCACCGAGCUGGACUCGAGUCCUUCUCACAAUUCUUCUCCGAGACCUCAAACCCCAGCGUUUCCUGUGCACGCCAGGACUCCGUACAUAAAUGCUUCUACUCCAACUGUACAAUUCGACAUACCUUCCGAACGAUUACCUCCAAAAAGUCCUACAACCCAGAGACGUUUGAGUUUCCCUUCGUCAACAUACAAAAACAAUAUGAAGUGGUCACUUUCUCCUGAAAGAAAGGACCGACCGACUUCUCCCUCCGACUUGACCAACGGUUCAUCAGAAUACACUCACACAAUAACUAACCGCAGCAUUUCGGCAACGCCAACAUCAGGUUUCAGAGAUACCACCGAUAACUAUCAGCAUAGUCCAAAAAGUCCAAGCUACAAUGGGUCUUCUUCCCCCACCGUUUACUACGGAACAUCCAGAAGAAGCUCCAUCAACUCGAACAACGAAUCGCCACAUGAGGUUUCAGCAGCUAAUGUAAAAUUUGUUAGAGAUACUUCCAAGUUUUGGUAUAAGCCUUCUAUUACCAGAGAACAGGCUAUCAUUAUGCUCCGUGAGCAACAACCAGGAACUUUUGUAGUAAGAGACUCGAACUCCUUCCCAGGAGCUUUUGGAUUGGCCUUAAGAGUUGCAACAGUGCCAUCGAACGUGCAAAACAAGAGUGGCUCCAGUGACGAUUUAAUCCGCCACUUUCUUAUUGAACCCACCAGCAGAGGAGUUCGACUAAAGGGAUGUCAGAACGAGCCAGUGUUCAGCUCUUUGUCCGCAUUGAUAUACCAACAUUCGAUUACCCAGAUGGCGCUUCCUUGCAGACUUAUUCUUCCAAAUGAGGACUUGAGGUAUUCGGAACAAAAUGGCGUCCAGCAACAAUCACUCUAUACGCAAGGAGCAGCCUGUAACGUUCUGUACCUCUCCACCAUCGACAUGGAAUCGUUAACCGGACCCGAAGCUAUCAAGAAAGCCGUGAUGCAGCUCUUCCAGAAAAACCCACUUCCAGGCACGGCAGUAGUUCACUUCAAAGUCAGCGACCAAGGUGUAACAUUAACGGACAACAAACGAAAGUUGUUCUUUAGAAAACAUUACCCUAUUAAUACAGUGUCGCACUGUGGACUGGAUCCCGCCGAUCAUAAGUGGCUCGUCAAUGCCGAAGAUACAGGAGCAGAGAAAAGUUCUAAUAGAAUAUUCGGCUUUGUAGCUAGAAAACCAAAUGUUAAUAAUCCCGACAACCAGUGUCAUCUAUUUGCUGAACUAGAACCCGAGCAACCAGCAGCCGCCAUUGUAAAUUUCUUAAACAAAAUCCUGACAUCUAGUGGCAUCAAACCCAACAUCGUCUGAAACGAAACGUGGGAAACCCCCAAUCUCCCCCAUCACUACGUCAACAAAUCGACCGAAAAAAAGUUUAACGAAUACAGCUGUUACAAAAUUUCUAACGCCUAGUCCCUUUUUAUUUAAUAUAAUAUAUAUACUUUUAAGAUUAAUAAAUUGUUUUACUUCAGAACAAGUUUUCUGAAGUAUAUUAUAUAUGUAUAUAUUUAAAUAACACUAAGUGUGCCUGUCCCAAUUUAUUUUUCAUGAUUCAUUUUUUGAUAAGGUGGCAAACCUGAGGCUGUCAAACCUGAGACUGCUUGGUGACAGGGUACGUUAGGUUAUGUAACGUAACCUAACUGCUUGGUGUCAGAUAAUUUGAGACCGUUUGGUGUCAGGUUUGUCGCUUAUCAUUGUUGUAUUUUAUGUUCGUGGUGAAGUGCUUGAAAUAUUUGAAAUAUUAGCAACGUUCACUGAUUUUUUUGAAUUUUCAGAAAAAGGUUUCUACUGUACCUUGACGCCAUUUUUGUUAUGAGAUAUAAACAAAAAUUUUAAAUUACUGAUCAAAAUUGUUUAUCAGGUAUAAGGUAU